ACCACCACCACCGGCACUACUUUUCCUCGGCCUCUGAGCGCCUCUUUCGGGCGACGCCCCACGUUCACUCUACAUCGCUUUUCCUUCUGCGCUUCCGCCAAUGUCCUAUGUCGAGACGUCGAGCUCGCCGGGGAGCAUGUCCUCCCGGCGGGUCACCAACCGCAACACCAAUCGCUACAGCGUCACGGCGCUCUUCAGCAUGGCUGCCGAGCAGGACGUCGAAGUGGAGGACGAACUCGCGCGGGCGCAAAAGCGACUGAGGGAUCUGAAGGCCCGUAUCUCUGCCCAGUCGAAGAAGAACUUCGUCCUCGAGCGCGAUGUUCGCUAUCUCGACUCGCGCAUCGCCUUGUUGAUCGCGAACAGAAUGGCGCUGGAUGAGCAAAAUGAAGUCGAGAAACACUUCGAGGAAGUCGACCCUACGGAGGGCCACUACCCGGACGACCGCAAGAUGCAGCAAUACUCCAACCUCUUCUUCCUCCUCCAGUCCGAGCCGCGCCACAUCGCCGCCCUCUGCCGGCUCGUGAGCCUGUCCGAGAUCGACACCCUGCUCCAGACGGUCAUGUUCACCCUGUAUGGAAACCAGUACGAGAGCCGGGAGGAGCACCUGCUCCUCACCAUGUUCCAGUCCGUGCUCUCCGCCCAGUUCGAGACCGCGACCGAGUUCGGGUCUUUGCUUCGUGCCAACACGCCCGUGUCCCGGAUGAUGACGACCUACACCCGCCGAGGACCGGGUCAGAGCUACCUCAAGAGCGUCCUCGCGGAGCGGAUCAACAGCCUCAUCGAACACAAGGACCUCAACCUCGAGAUCAACCCCGUCAAGGUGUACGAGCAGAUGAUCAACCAGAUCGAGGAAGAGACCGGCUCUUUGCCGCCGACGCUCCCGCGCGGCGUCCCGCCGGAAGUCGCCUCCGCCAACAGCGACGUGCAGGGCAUCAUCGCACCGCGCCUCACGGUGCUCAUGGAGAUCGCGAACAGCUUCCUCGCCACGAUCAUCGACACCAUGGAGAGCGUGCCGUACGGUAUCCGCUGGAUCUGCAAGCAGAUCCGGAGCUUGACGCGGAGGAAAUACCCGGAGGCGACGGACCACGCGAUAUGCUCGUUGAUCGGCGGCUUCUUCUUCCUCCGGUUCAUCAAUCCGGCGAUCGUCACGCCCCAAGCAUACAUGCUGGUCGAAGGCGUACCCUCGAAACAUCCCCGGCGAACACUGACCUUGAUCGCAAAGAUGCUGCAGAACCUCGCCAACAAGCCGUCGUACGCGAAGGAGCAGUACAUGAUGGCCUUGCAUCCGUUCGUCGACAACAACAAGGCGCGAAUCAACCAGUUCCUGAACAACCUUUGCGAAGUCGGCGACUUCUAUGAAACUCUCGAGAUGGACCAAUACAUGGCGCUCUCGAAGAAAGAUUUGAUGAUCCACAUUACGAUGAACGAGCUGUACAACACACAUUCAUUGAUUGUAGCCCAUAUUGACACACUCUCCCCUAACGACAAGCAACACCUCCGCAUCCUCGUCGACGAGCUCGGCCCGGCGCCCUCGCAGGUUCCGCGGAAGGAGAACCGGACGAUCGAGCUGCAGCUGUACAGCCGGUGGGAGACGCCGAUCCAGGACAUCCAGAGCGCGCUCAUGGACUCGGUCUCGUCGAGCGACAUGCUCUACAUGGAGACCAAAUCCAUCUUCGUGCAGCUCAUCCGGUCCCUGCCCCAGGCCGCGGGCCGGCCGCCGUACAACCUGCCCGUGAUCGCCGAGCGCGCGGCGACGACGAAGGACGCGACGCUCGUGAGGAAGGGGAUCAAGGUGAAGGAGAUGCUGCGCGAGCUCGAGGAGACCAAGGUCGUCGACCGCGCGGACGGGUACCGGCUCAUGCAGGAGGAGGUCGCGGCCGAGCUCGUGCACCUGGGUAAUCUGAGGGAGAAGGUCGUGGAGGAGACGCGGAGCCUCGAGGCGGUGUACAAGACGAUCUGCGACCAUAACAACUACCUCCGGUCCCAGCUCGAGCAGUACAAGGCGUACCUGCAGAACGUGAGGUUGAACGCGAACAAGGAGAAGGGCGGGAACGCGGGUGUGGGCGUCGUCGCCGUCGGCGGGAAGGAGAAGAAGCCGGCGAAGGUGGUCGUGCUGGGCCCGUACCGAUUCACGCACGCGCAGCUAGAGAAGGAGGGUAUCAUCGUGGAGAGCAACGUUCCAGAUAAUCGGCGACCGAACAUCUACUUCAAUAUCACGUCGCCGACACCAGGGACGUACAUCAUCGCCCUGCACUACAAGGGGCGGGAGAAGGCGAUCUUGGAGAUGGACCUGAAAAUCGACGAUCUCCUGGAGAAGCAAAAAGACAACAAGCAUCUCUUGGACCUCGAGUACGUCCAGCUCAACGUGCCGAAGGUGCUCCAGCUGCUGCAAAAGAUCUUCGCCAAGCGAUGAUCUGGUCGCUCGUGCUUCCUCCGCUCCGUCUCCCGCUUCGUUGAGUUAUUCUUCGGUCUAUGUCCUCUUCGCUACCUUCGCACGCUAUUUCAUCCGAGGACACAACGUUGAUGAUAAUACCUUUCCCUGUCGAUACCUCUCUCACACUCGUUUCGUCUUGUCUUUCCGUCCUUCUAUCUCGUUUCAUCUUUCCCUCCGACGGAUUCGUGGGGCUGUUCGAUGGUAGUUGACUCGGGCGCGCUCAUGGGCGGUUGGUAGAUUAUGAACUCCUUUCUCUCUUUCUCGCCCCGCGGUGUAUAUUUAUGUAUAGUCCUUUGUGCUCUAUCAGGAGAGGAAUGGUCAUGUUGUUUUUCCG
Molecule: messenger RNA, 2768 nt
Organism: Punctularia strigosozonata HHB-11173 SS5
Lineage: Eukaryota; Fungi; Basidiomycota; Agaricomycetes; Corticiales; Punctulariaceae
Product: ras GTPase-activating protein
Exons: 10
Coding region: 101-2413 (770 amino acids)
Biological process (GO): regulation of actin cytoskeleton organization; regulation of GTPase activity
Cellular component (GO): cell cortex
Molecular function (GO): protein binding; GTPase activator activity
Source: RefSeq, a predicted model, not a curated record